Molecule: messenger RNA, 2780 nt
Organism: Blepharisma stoltei
Lineage: Eukaryota; Ciliophora; Heterotrichea; Heterotrichida; Blepharismidae
Source: the annotation of a GenBank genome assembly
AUGGAACCAAGUUAUGAUCUCUCCCAAGACAACACCCUCGUCCUUUGCCGAUUCAGGCCUCACAAUGACUUUGAGCGAGAAUUCUCUAGUAAAGAAAUCGUGGAAAUUGCCCAAGACAGCCAAUCAGUGACUAUCUUCCAAACAAAAGAAAAAGGAGAGCCACUCUCCUUUCCCUUUGACUACGUUUUUGAUGAAAACGACACCCAGUCCACUGUAUAUGAAAAGGCUGCUCGGCCAAUUGUAGAUGGUGUAAUGGAAGGCGUAAACGGCACAAUUUUCGCAUAUGGGCAAACCUCAGGAGGUAAAACCUACACAAUGACAGGUCCAAAUUUUGAAGACCCAGUUGAUAUGGGAUUAAUUCCACGAAUGAUCACCAAUGUUUUUUACCAAAUCGAGAACUCCUUACUUCCUCAUUAAUGAUCUAAAUUUUAAUAUCCAAUAUAUGCACUCAGAAAAAUUAUAUGAAAAUAAGACAUUUUAUAACUUAUAACCCUAUAUAGGUUUCUUUAUCAAAUAAUAGAUGAUUGAACGAACAAGUCAGAUUCUAUCAAAGGGACGAGCUGGAUUUCUAUACCUGGAAGGGCUAAAGUGACAUGCUAAAAAUUGUUGGCAAGUGUGAACAAAGGUGACAAGCAAACGCUCCAAUUUUUAAAAUGGCUUUAUUAUAAAAAUUAAUUUUGAAUUUACGAUACCCUUUUAGACUAAAAUUUAUCAGAAAUAAUAUAUAUUUUUAAAUAUUUUUUAUAUUUUUAUGCAUUUGGAGGGUAUGGACUAUAUUUUGUUAAUUGAUUUAAAAAAAAUUUGCAAUAUAUAGAUAUGUUCGAUCAAGGAUCGGGUUUUAUUUUUCAAAAAAUUUCAUCAAUUAUGUGAGAGUCAGAACACUUGGAAUUCACCGUAAGAGUCUCUUACAGUGAAAUUUAUAUGGAAAAAAUCAGAGAUCUCCUUGCACCUGAGCAUGACAAUUUAAAGAUAAGAGAAAAUAAAAUCAUGGGUGUCUAUGUGGAAGGAAUAACAGAAAGUUACACUUCUACAGGAGAUGAAGUGUUUGAAUGAAUGAAAUACGGCACAAAAAACAGGACAGUUGGGGCGAACAAUAUGAAUAUGAAGUCAUCAAGGUCCCAUGCAAUUUUUUCUAUGACUGUAAGCCAGACAAAUAAGCUGGACUAUACUACAAGGAUAGCUAAACUUCAUAUGGUUGACUUGGCAGGGUCUGAAAAAGUAUCAAAAACUGGAGCGGAAGGUCUCAGACUUGAAGAAGCGAAAUUAAUAAAUAAAUCGCUGACAACUCUAGGGAUCGUCAUUACUGCUCUUACAGAGUCCAAAAAGAGCCACGUUCCUUAUAGAUCUUCUAAGUUAACUCGGCUUCUUCAGCAGUCUCUUGGAGGAAAUGGGAAAAUGUCUCUGAUUAUCUGCUGUUCUCCAUCACUUUAUAACGAGCAAGAAACAAUCAGUUCGCUGAGGUUUGGAGCUCGAGCCAAACUUAUUAAAAAUACCCCAAAAGUAAAUAGAGAAUACACCCUUGCAGAGCUAAAGCUACUUUUAGCACAAGCAAGAGAAGAAAUCAGGAGAAAAGACAAACGAAUCAAAGUCCUUGAAGACCUUCUGAGACAAGCUGGAAUUGCAAUCCCAGAAAUGGUUGAUUUAGAUGAAAGCGAUUUUGAGGACGAAUACAGAGAUGGAGCCUAUGCAGAUGUGAUACAAGAGCUAGAAGAUCUUAGGUCUAGGCUUUCAGAAGAAGUGGAAAAUAGCUUGAAACUUAAAGAAGACGUAAAAGAAGCACAGACAGAGUCUGAAGAGUAUAAAAGUGUCUAUAGUGUCAUGGAGCAACAUAUCAAAUAUAUGGACUCCCAAAUUAAAAAUUUCGAAAAUUCUCAAAAAGAAAAAGAAGAUCUUAUUGAAAAAUUGACUGUUGGCAAAGAGUCAUAUGAGGCUGAGCUGUCUGCUAUAACUACAAAAAUGCUUGAGCAAGAACAAAAAUUAAAUGAAAGAGAAGUAGAAAUAGAAAUCCUAAAAAAUAAGCUAAAAAACAUGAAAGGUGAUGUGGUACAACAGCAAAGGACUGAAGAAGACCAAAGGAAUGAGGUGAAAAAAGAAAUUUAUAGAAAAUAUACAGUAAGCCAUCAGCUUCCUCCUAUUAAAGAGUCUACUAUUGAGUCAGUCAGUGAUGAAGUCUACGAUGAGCAGAAGUGACGAGAAGAAAAAAGAAAAAUGAUAACAAAUUUUCCAUUAAUAAACAUAAAAAUAAUUUAAAAAAAUUAAAAAUAAUAUUCAUAUAAAAUAAUAUAAGAGACUUACAAAAACGUAUAUCUCAAGUUGUAGACCUCGAACUUGCCCUUGAAGAAGCUCGAGAAAACUAUGCCACUUUAGAACUUACUAUGUCUGAAGGAGAAAGAGCACUUAAAAAGAAAACUGAUGUGCUUGAGCGAAAUCUAGAACAACUAACACUAAUGUACCAUCAGCUAGCAAGCCAAAAAUCAGCACUAUCUGUAGACAAACAAGUCGCUGAAAGAAAAAGCCAAAGACUUCAAGAAAAAAUAAGGAUUCUUGAAGAUCAGCUGAAAAAGGCCAAUGUAGAGCUUGAUAAAUGCCAGCGCGAAAUUAAAUAUUUAACAGAAACUUUUGAAAAGACCUCAAAACUAAGCAUGCUAGGAAGCUCAGGCGGACUUGGAGCUAUUGUCCCCAGUGGAAGAAUCCGAAAAUCAAUUAAAGGUGGAGUUGGUUCUUUUAAGCCUCAAAUCCCUGAAGUCACAAGAAAUUACUCAGUUUCAAUCAAUAUGUAA